Molecule: messenger RNA, 1047 nt
Organism: Morchella sextelata
Lineage: Eukaryota; Fungi; Ascomycota; Pezizomycetes; Pezizales; Morchellaceae
Exons: 3
Coding region: 1-1047 (348 amino acids)
Source: RefSeq, a predicted model, not a curated record
AUGGCUUCCCGAAGAACAACCGACAGUGACGGAGGCGGUUCAAAAGAGGAUCCGCGCCUCCAACGUAUCCGUGAAAAUCAGCGCCGCUCUCGCGCCCGGAGGAGAGAGUACUUGGAGGACUUGGAGGCGAGGUGGAAGAGAUGCCAGGAGCUGGGUGUCCAGGCGGAUGUGGAGCUGCAGAGAGCGGCGAGGAAGGUCAUUGAGGAGAAUAAUAUGUUGCGAGAAAUUUUGGCCGAGCUUGGUGUUGGAAGGGAGGAGGUGGAGAGAAGGUUGAGAGGCUUCAGAGCUGGGAGUACUGCAAGUGGCAAUGAGACUGGCGGUGAUGGUGGUGGUGGUGGAGUGGUGCCUGAUAAUGGGUGUGGUGGUGGUGGUGGUGUCGGGACAAGCUCAGUGGAAGGGUUUGGUGGUGCUGGGCAGCAGCACUUCAAUUUCCCCAGAAUAACAACAGGGUUGGAGGCAAAAAGUGAUGCACCGGCUGUACCACCGGGGAUCGAAUCUCUAGAUCUGUCGCAGUUAGAUCUAGAUAUCGAUAUCCCGGAAUUCGGGGCUGAUGCUGCUGCUGCCGGCCCUGCCACAGCAGUUGCUGUUAACGAAACCCCAGACUUUUCCAUGAGUUUGAUGGAGCCAAUCCAAGACUUUGAUAAUAUGUUUGACAUUUCCGAAUUCAUUGAGCAGCCGUUUGACUUUUCCUUGCCAAUGGGAGACGAGAGCGCCACCAUUACUACCACACAAGCCCAGCAGGCGGAGUCUAGUCCGGCUUUCACAACCGUAGACUCGCAAACACCCUCCUCGCUACAAGCACCACCAACCACAACACCAGGCGCUUGUUCAGACACUUGUCGGACGUCAAAUAAGAACACGACGCCCUGCACAGAAGCCUAUGCACUCUUAAAGGCUCUAAAUGCGCAGCGGCAGGAACAUAAGGACAUGUUUGAGAUUGUGCUUGAGCUCUGGAAUGGGUUUUGCUAUCCGAGUGACGCAGAGGGUUCGGGGUGUAGGGUUGAUAACGAGGUUUUGAAAAGAGUGAUCGAUGGGAUGCAGAAGUAA